CAUUUAAAUUCAUUCUCUCGUCGUCCUCACGCAGCCGAGCACACCAAUGGCGAUUUCUUCGUCAAACUUUCUAGCUUCUACUCUCCACUCCGAUUUCUUCAGAUAAGAUUAUCAUCUCAUUCUCUUGGCUCCAUGAUCUAUUCAUCACUUUCUCUCUCGCUCUAUGAUUUUGGAUCAUUUUCUGUCAUUUUCACUCUCUAACGUGUUUUAUAUAUUCUUAAUUCUUGUUUUUAUUAAUGAUUUAGGUUACUCACAUUCUCUACGUAUGAGCUUGUGUUUCUCUAUGCUUCUGAUUUUUGAUGUUUUGUUUUUAUAUUGUUUGUGUUUUUUUAUAUUUUUUUGGUUUCGUUAUGAUUAGCAAACUUGCAUCCCUUGUUUUUUGCGCUCUUAACUACUUCAACAUGUUUGGUUUAGUGUCUGUUGAGAGGGUUUUGAUUGGUUAGCUGAGUCCUGAUUUGAAACUUUUAAGGGGCUUAUAUAGAUAGGAUGUGGAUCAUGUGAUCAUGUUUGAUGUUUUGUUAUCAAGCAAUUGUGUAAUUUGUCAACAAGGAUGGAGCUAGUAUAUGAAAAAAAAAAUUGAGGAAUAAGAUUAAAUUUUCUUUACCAAUGUAGGCUUCCCAUCUUUAUGUUGAAUUUGAAUACUAGAGAAGUAUCAAACUUUUAACUUUAUGUUUUGAAGAAAUUGUCAAAGAGUGAUGAACUUGGAGAUGUUAGUCUAUGGUAGUAUAAUUUAAGAAGCAAGUUUUCCUUUUGGGCUAGUUAUCUAAAAUGGCAGAGAAUUCUUAAGAAUAUAAACGAUAGUCAUGGCUGUAAAUGCAAAUCUAUGCUGAUCCAAUCCUUGGUGUUUGUAGUUUCAUAUUUAUUGUUUUUCAAUUCCAGGGUACUGACCGUAUAAAUAGUAGAGGGACUAGAGUUAGAUCCAAGUAUUCUAUUAUGUACUUUAGGUUCAAGUACUCUGUCUGUUUCUCAAGUGAACUUGCUAUUUCUUUUCUUCAUUAUUUGGAAAUUAACCACGGUGGAUUAUGGUAAGAGAAGAGUAUAUAAUUAUCUUUUAAUUAUGUUUUUUAUAGAUUAUUUUAUAAGCCAGUUCAAUUAAAGGAUGUGUCUCAAAUAUUGUGUAUAUAUAUUUUAGCAUGAGUUCUGGCUUAUCGAGAAAUUAUGCAGAAGCUUGUUGACCUGAUUGGAAUCACAUCCAUUAUGGAGUAAUAGAUGUAUAUUGCGUUUUACUCUUUCUUGAUGUUUAAUAACUUCAUUUUUUUUGUCUUCUCUGUUUUGAUAUGACUUAACAUUAGACAACCUUUAGACUUUUUAUUACCACAACUCUUUAUUAUAGAAAAACUCUUCUAAUUGACACAUGUAUUAAUUUAUAUAGAAUGGAAUAUUGAUUCAAGGCUACUUGACUAGAUUUUUAUAAGUUUACCAAGAUAGGCUUCCCAUCUUUAUGUUGAUAUUGAAUACUAGAGAAGUAUCAAACUUUUAACUUAUAUUGAGUACUAGAGAAGUAUCAAACUUUUAACUUAUCAUUUCUCUAGUUAAAACUUUUAACUAGAGAAGUAUCAUUAUGGAGGAUAUUGUUUAAUGACAUGAUGGUUUUGAAGGAAUUUCUUGAACAAUAAAUUAAUCUGUUCAUUUACUUUCUUUUGCAGAGAAAGAUUACACUAUGAUAUAUAAGAAUCAGAUGUAGUUUUAGAAGUGUGAAGAGAGUAGCUUUUGGGCCUUAUCACUAGAUGGCAGGUGUUGAUAAUGAAGUUCUCAUUAUUGAGAAUAAUGAUGAGGCUUUUUGUUUGGACUCAGACAUGAAGAAAUUUUGAUUUUGUUUGGACUCAAAGACAUGAAGAAAUUUUGAUUGAACUUAUGGAAGAAGUUUUAAAGGAAAAUAGGAAUACCACAACCUUUACAAAGCAAUCAAGGAAACGUAUAAAAGAAGAGUUUUGUGCAUAAGCAAAAAGAAAUUACGGUGAUAUCCAAUUAAGGAACAAAUGCAAUCAAUUAAAGCAAAAGCAUAAGGAUUUUAAGAAUAUACUGAUGAGACUAGUAUGAGACACACUGUAGUGACAGGACAAGUUAGUGCGACUGAUGAAGUUUGGGAUAGACUUAUUCGGGUUAACAAGUCUGCUAAAAGAUUUAGAAAGAUAGGCUGUAUCUUUUAUGAGAAAUUAUGCACUAUCUUUGGUGAUACUAUUGCAACUGGUUCCAAUGCUCAUCCUUCAACUCGAAGUCCUUCUAAUGAUGAAGAUAAUGAUGAUGAUGAUGAUGCAGCGUUGAUAACUCCUUCUAGGAAUGAAGAAAGUAGUUUUGAUGAGGAUGGUAGCAAAAGAAGAGGUCGGUGCAUUGAAUCGUGAGUUAAAUGCUAAAAGAAGAGGAAAUGGUGGAAAAAAUUGAGCUUUUGGUGAUUGUAUGACUCAAAUCGGUGCUAAGGAUGAAUUAUAAUAAGUUUUUGAUGAAGGAAGGAUGUCAAAAGGUUAGAAUCUGAAAAAAAAAAAUAGAAUGCCGUCACCGCCACUCUAGCAAAGCCAGAGGCUGAAGGUUUACUGAAAGGAAUUAGAGUAGCGACUUGGUCAAUAGAGUCACGACGCUAGUGGAAGUCAGAGGUGAACCCAGGAGGGCAUCAACACACGGGCCGCAGUUGGGGUUUAGAGAGUCACGGCGUCUAAAGACCUACUUAGACUUUGAAGGGCCUUAAAAAUGACACGGGUUGUGACCUAGGAAAUGCCAAGUUGUGGCCUACCUAUGUAAAAAAGAAAUUCGUGUUUUUUCUUAGUAUAAAUUCAGACUUUAUGUUUAAUUACAGUGAGGUCAGAUUUUAAUUACAAGUUUAGAGAUUUAUUUUGAUUA
This is a messenger RNA of Humulus lupulus (European hop), 2835 nucleotides long. RefSeq lists its product as uncharacterized. The transcript has 4 exons. The record is from RefSeq and is a predicted model, not a curated record. The coding region runs from base 2037 to 2342 and encodes 101 amino acids. NCBI's taxonomy places the organism in Eukaryota, Viridiplantae, Streptophyta, Magnoliopsida, Rosales, Cannabaceae.